AUGACGGUUGCGCGGCCAGUUAGGGCGUUGAUCGCCGGCGGGUGUAUUCUCUGGUGUUUCUUUCUAUGGCAGAUAUUUGCUCCAUCAUGGUCGUUAAGAGGUCCCGGUGAUCGCUACUCCAAUUUUGAGCGGGAUCCCAUGCUGGAUCCUACCGAUGAACCAGAAGGAGUGUUACAUCGUACGAGUCCGAGAUAUGCCCACGAUGCGAAAAACACGGAGCGCAUCGAUGCGACGCUAUUAGCGCUUGUGCGAAACGAGGAGGUGGAUGCCAUGGUCAUGUCGAUGAGGGAUCUCGAAAGGACGUGGAACUCCAAGUUUAACUACCCCUGGACGUUUUUCAACGAUAAACCUUUCACCGAAGAGUUCAAGAGGAAGACGAGAGCAGCUACGAAGGCGAAAUGUAACUACGAAAUCAUCCCCAAGGAACAUUGGGACAUGCCCUCUUGGAUCGACGAAGAGCUCUUUCAAGAAUCCGCCAAGAUCCUCGAAAAGAACGGCGUCCAAUAUGCAAGCAAGAUAUCAUACCACCAAAUGUGUCGAUGGAACAGCGGUCUCUUCUACAAGCAUCCAGCCCUGAAGGAUAUUCGCUACUACUGGCGUGUCGAGCCUAACGUGCACUUCUUCUGCGAUGUUGACUACGAUGUCUUUCGCUACAUGCACGAUAACAACAAGACAUACGGCUUUACCAUCAACCUAUAUGACGAUCCCAAAACCCUACCUUCGUUGUGGCCCGAGACAGUCAAAUUUCUUGCUGAGCAUCCUCAUGCAAUCCACGAGAACAGCGCCGUAGCUUGGGUCACCGAUGAUAUUCGUCGGCCUUCCACAAAUAGAAAGGCUCAGGGGUAUUCGACGUGCCAUUUCUGGAGUAAUUUUGAGAUUGCGGAUAUGUCAUUUUGGAGGAGUAAAACUUACGAGGACUACUUCAACCACCUCGAUCAUGCAGGCGGAUUCUUCUAUGAGCGAUGGGGUGAUGCUCCAGUCCAUAGUAUUGCCCUCGGUCUGUUUGAAGACCAGAGCAAGAUUCACUGGUUCCGUGAUAUUGGUUAUCAACACAUCCCCUUCUUCAACUGUCCCAACUCACCAAAGUGUAAGGGCUGUGUAACUGGCCGUCUCACUGAUGGUGAGGCCUGGCUGCAUCGAGAAGACUGUCGACCCAACUGGUUCAAGUACGCUGGUAUGGGCUAA
Fusarium tjaetaba is the source of this 1185-nucleotide messenger RNA. Its product is annotated as mannosyltransferase. The transcript has 4 exons. Lineage: Eukaryota; Fungi; Ascomycota; Sordariomycetes; Hypocreales; Nectriaceae. Gene Ontology annotation, biological process: protein N-linked glycosylation; protein O-linked glycosylation; cell wall mannoprotein biosynthetic process. Gene Ontology annotation, molecular function: alpha-1,2-mannosyltransferase activity. Bases 1 to 1185 code for a protein of 394 amino acids. Gene Ontology annotation, cellular component: membrane; Golgi apparatus. The record is from RefSeq and is a predicted model, not a curated record.